Molecule: messenger RNA, 1065 nt
Organism: Alternaria arborescens
Lineage: Eukaryota; Fungi; Ascomycota; Dothideomycetes; Pleosporales; Pleosporaceae
Exons: 1
Coding region: 1-1065 (354 amino acids)
Molecular function (GO): oxidoreductase activity, acting on the CH-CH group of donors, NAD or NADP as acceptor
Source: RefSeq, a predicted model, not a curated record
AUGGUUCAGAACAAGGGACUCAUCUUCAAGAACGCGCCAGAGGGAUGGCCAAAGCCGGGGCAGGACCUCGCAGUUGAGGCCCGCGAGAUCGAUCUCGAGCAGCAGCUCCCAGAGGGUGCUCUGCUCGUGAAGAACUUCUAUGCCUCAUUCGACCCCUACCAGCGGGGACGCAUGCGUGCUCCCGACGUCAAGUCCUACUCUCCUCCUUUCGAGCUUGGCAAGCCCAUCACCAACCGCUCCAUCUUCAAGGUCGUCAAGUCAAACAGCGACAAGUUCAAGGAGGGCCAAACCCUCAUCACCAUGGGAAUCAGCCCUAUUGAGGAGUACUCCGUUCUCGACAAGGAUGCCGUCGCCAACUGCAUCGAGCUCAAGAACCCCUACAACCUCGAUCCCAAGUACUUCCUCGGCCCCCUCGGUAUGCCUGGUCUUACCGCAUGGUCAUCUUUCUACGAGAUCGGCCAACCGAAGAAGGGUGAAACCAUCUUCAUCUCCGCCGCUUCUGGUGCCGUCGGUCAACUAGUUGGCCAACUCGCCAAGCACGAAGGUCUUACUGUCAUUGGAAGUGUCGGUGACGACAAGAAGCUCGAAUUCAUCACCAAGGAGCUCAACUUCGACCAUGGCUUCAACUACAAGAAGGAGAAGGCUGCCGACGCGCUCGCCCGCCUCGCCCCUAACGGUAUCGACAUCUACUACGAGAACGUCGGUGGUGAGCAACUCGAGGCUGCCAUCAAUGCCAUGAACAACUUCGGUCGCAUCGUCGCCUGCGGUAUGAUCUCACAAUACAACCUUAAGCCCGGCGAGCAAUACCCCAUCCGUAACCUCAUGCAAGUCGUCGCCAAGCGCCUCACUAUGCGUGGUUUCAUUGUCAGCGACGACAACAUGGGCCCCAAGCACCACAAGGAUCACCAGGAGAAGCUCCAGAAGUGGCUCAGCGAGGGCACCUUCAAGGCCAAGAUCAGCGUUACUGAGGGCAUCGACAACGGUGUCGAAGGUUUCCUUGGCAUGCUAGAGGGCAAGAACUUUGGUAAGGCUGUGCUGCAGAUUGCGGAUCUGAGCAAGGAGUAA